AUGGCGAGCACCGACGGCGAGCCUUCGACCCAGCUGCCCUCCAAACGGGCGCUGGGGUCCGACGACGUGGGCAGCUCGAACGAGGCCUCGUCCUCGCGCACAGCCGAGAUCAAGCGUCGGCUAGUCAGAGCCAAGAGGUUGCGGCGGCCUGACGACUCGGCGCAGGACGAUGAGCCGACGCAGGAGAAGGCCGAGGCUGAAUCUGCAGAUGCUGCCGAACCCGAGGCGUCGGUAUCAGCAAGCCAGCCGCCAGAUCCGGCGCCUUCUUCUCCUCCUCGCAAGAACUCGCCGUCCCCGCGACCCCCAUCCCCGCCGCGAGGCUUCCCCCGCUCGAUCUACGCACCACCACGGGACAAGCACCCCCCACUCGCGUCCUGCCGCUCAGUGUACAAUUACACGCGGCUCAACCACAUCGAGGAGGGCACAUAUGGCGUCGUCUUCCGCGCGCGGUGUAACGACACGAACGAAAUCUAUGCCCUCAAGAAGCUCAAGCUCGAUGAGGAGCGGCAUGGAUUUCCUAUCACGAGCUUGCGCGAGAUCAUGGCGCUAAUGACGGCUGGAGAUCAUGAGAAUGUCGUGGGGGUCCGCGAGGUCGUCGUCGGCGACACGCUCAACCAAAUCUUCAUCGUCAUGCCGUUCAUAGAGCACGACCUCAAGACGCUGUUGGCCGACAUGCCGCACGCCUUCCUCCAGUCCGAGGUCAAGACGAUCAUGCGGCAGCUCCUGUCCGCCGUGGCACACUGUCACUCGAACUGGAUUCUCCACCGCGAUCUCAAGACCUCGAACCUGCUCAUGAACAACCGCGGGCAGAUCAAGGUCGCCGACUUUGGACUGGCCCGCAAGUUUGGUGACCCGCUUGGCGAAAUGACCCAGCUGGUCGUGACACUGUGGUACCGCGCGCCUGAACUCCUCCUCGGCGCGAAAGAGUACACCACCGCCAUCGACAUGUGGUCUGUGGGCUGCAUUUUUGCCGAGUUGAUGCAGAAGGACCCACUGUUCCCAGGCCGAGGGGAGAUUGACCAGCUCAGCAAGAUCUUCAACCUCCUCGGAAAACCCAAUGACGACGUGUGGCCUGGCUACUCGAAGCUGCCUAAUGCUAAGAGCAUCAACCCUGUGGGACCAACGUUCUCCACACUUAGACAAAAGUUCAAGCACCUGUCCUCGGAGGGGCACUACCUAAUGACCGCCUUGCUCUGCUACGACCCUGACAGGCGUAUCUCGGCAGCAGAGGGGUACGACCACCCGUACUUUAGCGAGUCGCCGCUGCCAAAGCACCCCGACUUGUUCCCCUCUUACCCAAGUGUGGCGUCGGGAGAGCGGCGACACCGGCUGCUCGCAAGCCCGCCAGCACCAGCCCACGUCGAGAAGGGCGACGACGACAAGAUAGAUCUGGAAUCCUUCGUAAAAGUCGACGAUGGCGAUACGGGCAUCCAGUCCCGAGCUCGCCACGCGCAUACGGUUGCCAGUGAUGGCGAAUACACGACCCGAGUGGCAGCCCUCAAAGUCGAAGAUGAGUCUGCCCGUCUGGCGGUCCCACAUCUGACGUGUCAGCUGGUUCAAACUCGACUUCCUCACCUUGAUUGUCGAGUCGUAACUAGCAGAAAGGGUGACUUGCUCGCCGAGGUGGAGGCUACGGACAAGCUCGGUGUGGCCUCUGUUAAGGCAGCGAGAACAGCCCGCUGGGGAUGUGCGGGUCAUGGGCAUGGGGCAUGA
Vanrija pseudolonga is the source of this 1713-nucleotide messenger RNA. RefSeq names its product Cyclin-dependent kinase 11B (gene Cdk11b). NCBI's taxonomy places the organism in Eukaryota, Fungi, Basidiomycota, Tremellomycetes, Trichosporonales, Trichosporonaceae. Gene Ontology annotation, molecular function: ATP binding; protein serine/threonine kinase activity. The coding region runs from base 1 to 1713 and encodes 570 amino acids. The record is from RefSeq and is a predicted model, not a curated record. Gene Ontology annotation, biological process: regulation of mitotic cell cycle; protein phosphorylation. The transcript is spliced from 7 exons. Gene Ontology annotation, cellular component: nucleus.